AUGGCACUUUUUCUCUUCGCUAGCCGCCUGCUGUCCAUUGCCCCCGCCCUCGCCUGGGGCUGGCCCUCGGCACUACUGCUGCUUGAUGGCGUGAUAUCGAGCUUCGUCGAAGGCCGCCGCUGGGGCUUCUCGGAGACCGCCUCCGCCCUGGCGUGUAUAUGGUGCUCCGCCGCCGGCUACCUUUCCUUCUUCUUCACCGACUGUCUCAUGUCGAGAUGGUUGAUCAACUACACACCCCAGGCGACCAUUGUUCGCCUUUUGACUAUUAAUGCCGUUAAUGCCUAUUUGACGUCCAGCAUUCUCGCCCUUAUUGGCGGGUUUCACGACAGCCGACUCCUACUCCCUGGCUGGAUAGGCAUCGCAACGAUGCUUACGAUACUCUACCACAUCACCCAUCAACAAAUAACGAUACGCAAAGAAACCUCCACCUCGAUUAACGUCUUCUCCAUAGCCAGCUUCCUCUCCAUGGUUGCUCUCCUCGCCCUCCUUUAUUCACAACAACACCAUCCUGACUUCCCGAAAUACCCCUCCUCUCAAAGGCUCGCACGCUCGUAA
Parascedosporium putredinis is the source of this 555-nucleotide messenger RNA. NCBI's taxonomy places the organism in Eukaryota, Fungi, Ascomycota, Sordariomycetes, Microascales, Microascaceae. The record is from the annotation of a GenBank genome assembly.